AUGUCAGAAAAUAGUGUUAGAAGGAAAUUGGUAAUAAUUGGAGAUGGAGCAUGUGGUAAAACAUCAUUACUGUAUGUAUUUACAUUAGGUCAAUUUCCAAAAGAAUAUCAUCCAACAGUAUUUGAAAACUACGUGACGGAUUGCCGAGUAGAUGGGAUCAAAGUGACCUUAGCAUUAUGGGAUACAGCAGGGCAAGAAGAAUACGAAAGGUUGAGGCCAUUUUCAUAUUCUAAAGCAGAUAUAAUACUAAUAGGGUUUGCUAUUAAUGAUAAAGAAUCGUUAGAGAAUGCACGAACUAAAUGGGCAGAGGAAGUGUACCGAUAUUGUCCACAAGCACCUAUAAUACUUGUUGGAUUGAAAAGUGAUUUGAAAAAAGAUGAAGAUCCUAGAAAUAUAGUAAGUAGAGAAGAGGCCCAAAGGAUAGCUGAUGUGAUUGGGGCUAAAAAAUACAUGGAAUGUAGUGCCUUAUCUGGAGAGGGUGUAGAUGAUGUGUUUGAAGUAGCCACAAGAACAAGUCUGCUGAUGAAUAAAGAACCUGGUGGAAGCUGUUGUUCGAUUAUGUGA
Molecule: messenger RNA, 564 nt
Organism: Arxiozyma heterogenica
Lineage: Eukaryota; Fungi; Ascomycota; Saccharomycetes; Saccharomycetales; Saccharomycetaceae
Gene: RHO2
Product: Rho family GTPase RHO2
Exons: 1
Coding region: 1-564 (187 amino acids)
Biological process (GO): small GTPase-mediated signal transduction
Cellular component (GO): cytosol
Molecular function (GO): GTP binding; protein kinase binding; GTPase activity
Source: RefSeq, a predicted model, not a curated record